Molecule: messenger RNA, 851 nt
Organism: Humulus lupulus (European hop)
Lineage: Eukaryota; Viridiplantae; Streptophyta; Magnoliopsida; Rosales; Cannabaceae
Exons: 2
Coding region: 108-833 (241 amino acids)
Biological process (GO): proteolysis
Molecular function (GO): cysteine-type peptidase activity
Source: RefSeq, a predicted model, not a curated record
UCGGAGAUACUGAAGAUUCUGAAGUACAAUUCUUAAACAUAGCUCCACCAGCACCGGAGAAGAGGAGAGAAAGAAAGAGGCCUAGGUGGUUCGAUGAGUACACUGCAAUGAGGAAAAGGAAUAAGAAAUCGAAGACAGCAGUGAAUGUGGAUCCAUUGAGGGUUGUUGAUGGUAAAUUACUUAUGACCUUUCACAAGUGGUUGCUUGGCACCAUUGGGAAUAAAUAUCCGAGGGAAUGCUUCUCAGGGACACACGAUGCUGCUUGGUUCCUGAAACUGCAUACUCCGAGGACAUGGCUUUCUGACUCUCAUUUAGAUGCAGCAUUUCAUCUCAUGAGGAGGCGUCUAGAAUUUUAUCCUAACGUGUACCCUCAGAAAUGUGUUGUUAUGCCUACAAUUUUUCCCGAAUCAUUGAAGGGUCGGUGGGACGCUUUUCCAGGUUCUGACUACUCUAGAUUUAGUUGGGAUGACAGUAUAUUGGACCUGGUUAGGGGUGAUGCAGUCCAGUUCUUACCGAGUUGGCAGAACAAGGAGUUCAUUUAUUUUGCCCUCUUCUUGAAAGACCAAAUGCAUUGGGUAGCUGUAGAGGCAGACCUGAAUGGGUGGAUGCUCAACAUCUUUGACUCCAGUAUUGGAUCAAUUUCCGAAAACGAUUUGAUCAGCUUGAUGGUUGACUGGUGUACCAUUUUCCCGUCGGUCUUGCGACAGUCCGGUUUAUUUGAGAACCAUGACGUUAUACUCGCGCCUCAGUUGACAGCAUCAGAGAGUCAGGUCAGACCCUUCGAUUGGAAACUCAUUCCACGUGAAUUCGUACCGCAAACAAAAUCCAGGUGAACUUUAUUAAAUAUCACA